Danio rerio (zebrafish) is the source of this 2328-nucleotide messenger RNA. It is a transcript of the gene slc17a9b, whose product is annotated as solute carrier family 17 member 9b. The record is from RefSeq and is marked provisional. Gene Ontology annotation, molecular function: transmembrane transporter activity; purine nucleotide uniporter activity. NCBI's taxonomy places the organism in Eukaryota, Metazoa, Chordata, Actinopteri, Cypriniformes, Danionidae. Gene Ontology annotation, cellular component: membrane; chromaffin granule membrane; lysosomal membrane. Gene Ontology annotation, biological process: ATP export; transmembrane transport; purine-containing compound transmembrane transport.
GGAAAAGGCUGAUUUUCUCCUCGCUGCAGUUGCGAAAGCCGAAAGCCUGCUCGUGUGUGGCCGUCGCCGGAGCGCUAUGGAUGCGGCAGAGCAGCUGUGAGGAGAUGCUUCCGCCAACAAACUCCGACAGAAACAUCUUUUUUUCAUUGCUUUGCUUUUUUGCCUGUCACGCUCGCACAGACUGACCCGAGAGGACACACACGCUGAGGGACGCGGGGAAGGAUAUAUAUAUGUCGUUGAAUGGCAGUUCUACAAAAACAUGGAAAGAACUCUUGUCCAGAUUUGUCCAGUAUUAAGGAAAACCCCGCAGAUAAUAUCGGAGCAGCCGGAUCACAGAAGAAGUGGACAGAGUCAAGUCAGAACUGGACAAGGCCAGUAGCGAGGAUCUGGACAGUGGUUCUGCUGCUGGGGACAUGCCUGCUCUACUGUGCGCGUGUGGCCAUGCCUAUCUGUGCCGUGAGCAUGGCGGAGCGCUUCAGCUGGUCCAAGAGAGAGACGGGCAUGGUGCUGGGCAGCUUCUUCUGGGGCUACUGCUUCACUCAGGUCCUUGGAGGCUACGUCAGUGACAGGGUGGGAGGAGAGAAAGUAAUGCUGUUGUCAGCGGCUGCAUGGGGAGCAAUGACGGCCUUCACACCAAUCCUGGCCCAUUUCUGCUCGCAGCCCAUCUUCUCCAUGACCCUCUCCCGCUUCCUCAUGGGUCUCCUUCAGGGUGUUCAUUACCCGUCUCUGGCCAGUCUGUGCUCUCAGAAGGUUGUGGAGAGUGAGAGGGGUUUCCUCAUGAGCACAGUGGGAAGCGGCUCAUACCUGGGGACUCUGGUGAUAGGAGGUGUGGGCUCUCUGAUGCUGGAUUUGUACGGCUGGGAGAGUGUGUUUUACGUCUCUGGGCUUUUGUCUGUGCUGUGGGCUUAUUGCAUGUGGAAAUAUCUGCUGAAAGGAGAGGGUCCCAUCAUCACACUGGAGUCUCUGGGCAGUGCCGGGACUCAGUCCAAAAUACCCAAGAGGAACUGGCUGCGGCUCUUCAGACAGCCAGCUGUGUGCGCCGUCAUUAUUACACACUUGUGCACUGCUAGCACCUUCUUCACACUUCUGUCAUGGCUGCCAACGUUUUUCAAGGACACCUUCCCUGAUGCCAAGGGUUGGGUGUUUAAUGUGAUCCCAUGGUUUGUGGCCAUUCCCUCUUCCCUGUUUAGUGGCUGCCUUUCAGACCAUCUAAUCAGUCAGGGUUUUGAUACUGCGUCAGUGAGAAAACUCAUGCAGUUCUUUUCCAUGGGCGUCUCCAGUGUGUUUACUCUGUUUCUGUGUGGCACCACCACCUUUCCUGCAGCUGUGGCUUUCGUGUCCGCUACUAUGGGCCUUACCACAUUCAGCCACAGUGGGGUUUCGGUGAAUGUUCAAGAUCUUGCUCCCUCCUGUGCCGGUGCUUUGUUUGGGGUGAUGAAUACCUGUGGAGCGUUUACAGGGGUCAUCAUGGUGUAUUUCUCGGGGUACCUAAUCGAGACCACAGGUUCCUGGGCGUCAGUGUUCGGCCUCAUUACAGUGGUCAACUUGCUGGGUUUAACAACAUUUCUGAGCUUUGCAGAAGCUCGCAGAGUGGAUAUAGAUCUUGCCAAAGGUCGAUACCACAACAUCCACAUAUGACAGCACACAGUCACCAUCGGGAUCUUGGGAGAAAUGAGCAGCUCUGACAGAAACCAAUCUGAAGAGACUCUGGUUUCUUGAUCACCCUUUGACUUGUCAUUGGCUGAAAAGAGUCCAGGAAAAGCAGUAGGAGAUGCUUCAUAUAGCUGUUAGAAGUCAUCAUGAAGAAUGUUACUGAAUAAUUUAAAGGAACAGUUCACCCAAAUAUGAAAAUUCUGCUUCCUCCACUGGUUUCCGUUUUCUCUGUUGAACACAAAGGAAAAUACACAAAUUAUUGGAAAAAAAAAAGACUUUUUGUUUAUACUAUGGAUGCCAAUGACUGCUUUUUUCCAACAUUCAGCAUCAUCUUCACGUGUUCAACAGAAGAAAGUAGUUCAUAAAGGCUUAUAACCAUUUGAGUGAGGAAAUAAGAAGGACAUUUUCAUUUUUGGCUAAACUAUGCCUUUAAGGUCCUUGCUUUUCAUUCCGUUCUGUUUUAAAAACAGUUGCUUUAAUAUCCUCAUUACUGUGACCAAAGCAGUUGAGAAUCCUGCAACCCAAUGUACCGUCCAUUUAAUCCUGCAGAGUUCCAGAGUCUGGGUAAUGACUAUGUUAAGUUAUUCAUUUCUACAUUAUGGCCAAUGCAUGACAUAAAUACCUCGUCUCAGACCUCUCAGAGUUUGUUACUGCAGUUAAAGAGCGUUACUGUCA